UUACCCAUAAUGCACCGGAGAGCGCGGAGUGAUGACGUAUGUCGAGGGGACGGAAGUUAUAAUAUAGAAAGAAUAAAAUGGAUGUUCAUUAUGUGAGUUGGACAUGACGAUGAUCAUCAUUUUGGUGAGCUGAAAACAGCACCAGAAAUACUGUAUAACCCAGGGCACAACUUUCUGGAUGUUAAAGAAUGUUUCCAGUGCGUGCUGAGUGCUAAAAGUCAAAGCAGCAUUCAGGAAAUAUAUGUUGUAAACAAACUCACAAAAUCUCUUCUCCCGCUAUUGAGGCCUUAAAUCUUAUCCACAGGAUGGAUACAGUCACACAACAGGACUGCGACUACAUUAGAGCAUUUUCAUCAGUGUUUAGUGGCCUAGGGUUGUCAACACAUCAUAGAGUUCCCAUACCCCUCAGAAUGAAAGUGAAAGAAGAACUUGACAGAAUGUAGUCAAUAAAUGUAAUCUCAAAGUUGAGCAGCCCCACAGAAUGGUGCACGGGAAUGGUUGUCGUUCCUAAAGCAAAUGGAAAAAUACGUAUAUGUGUGGACUUGACAAAUGGGUCAAGAGAGAGCGCCAGUCUUUAGCUAUGCACUGGAGAGCGCGGAAUGAUGAUGUAUGUGGAGGGGAUGGAAGUUAUAAUAUAGAAAGAAUAAAGUGGAUGUUCACCAUGUGAGUUGGACAUAAAGGUGUACUGCGCGGUUAUUGAGAAAACACACACAUUGUAAUACAGAAGAACAAUCAGUUAUGGCAUCUUGGCUAUAAAGGGGGACCGAUUACAGAAAGCAAAGACAGUCUUCGGAGCAUGUUGGCAUGUUUUGGGGAUGAAAUAAAUACAUUUUUGAAAUACUACAAUUUGCUGCAUGUAUUAGAGCCCAUUUUGCCAGAGUGCUGCUGAAUUCUUCAUUCUGAUUGGUCAGAUGGUGUUAAUUGAUCUAAUUUAACUGCAGCUCUGACAGUAGGCUAUAAAUAAAAUCGCAGCUUUAUAUUCAUUAAAUUGAAUUCAUAAUUGAUGAUAACUAUUAUAUAAAUAGAAUAUAAAACCAAAUAAUUUUACUAAAGAGGACUGUGCUAUUAGGAGACUAAUGUUCAUAAUAAAACAUGGAGAGAUGUUCCAUGUCCUGUUACAUUUCUCUAAAUCUAAAGGAAAAAUGUGUUUCACCUGUAAUUCAGUAUGUGUAGUAUUAUUUUCUGAAUUAGCAGUUAAAGCAUCCCAUAGCACUUUAUAAUUAGACCUGCUAACUUUUUGUACAAUUAAUUAAAGGCAUAGCUUUUUUUUUUUUUAUCAUGUAACACCUUUCCUAAUUGUCAUUAAUGCAGAUUUAUCAGAGCCAUAUAUAUUUGCAAGUAUUUGAGACUCUAAAGGUAGAAACAGGUUUCUGCAAAAAAAAAGAUGUUUUUAUUUAUUAGAUUUGUUUUAAAAGAAAAAACAUGCUGACUGUCUCUUAAAACUCAUGAUGACAACGAUGCAGCUGUAUAAAAAAAUUGCUGAUUAUUUUUCCUUUUUUUUUGUUGCAGGUGUUUUAUUUCCCUACAUUACCAUUGUCUAGUUUCAUUUACUGUAUUUCAUUUAUCAUUGUCUAGUUUACCACUCAUAUUUGCAUGUACAGUAUUUGAGCAUUGUUGUGUACAUUUUCUUCUUAUAAAUCAUCUUUUAAAUGUUCAAUUUUGCCAACAGAAACAAAGCUUUUUGGCUUUUACUUAUGGUUUGGAAUUUGUCAUCAAAUUAUUUAUUAGUUUAUUAGGUUGUUAUACAAUUGACCAUAGACUGGACUGUGAGAUGCUCCUGGAUCCUGGUAACCACAUGAACCUUCUUGUAAAUGCAAAUUUUGAUUUAUAGAUUUAAAUGUAAUUCAAAUACAGUGUGCUGGAGCACAACAAUGACUUCUCUAUUAUAUACAAUAGACUUCCUCAAAUCAUAACAGUAAAUAAUUACAAAAUGUGCAAAUGUUACCUACACAAUCAGUGUGUCACUUUAUUGUGCACAGUAGAGCAGAGACACUAUAAUUCUCCAAUUUAGUAUUUGUGUUAUUAUUGAUCAGAGAUGUCUCAGACUGUGAAAUACACAGAGGAUUAAGUAGAGCACAUCGAGAGGGUGCUGGAAAUUUAUGAGAGUGCAGAUGCUGUUAGAGAUCAUAAUCAAAAACCAGAAAAUGAUCCCAACAUGACGACUCAACAACCAGAGAUGUCUCAGACUGUUGAGUAUGUGAGCUACACUGAGGAUAGAGGAGAGCACAUCGAGAGGGUGGUGGAAAUUUAUGAGAGUGCAGAUGCUGUUAGAGAUCAUAAUCAAAAACCAAAGAAUGAUCCCAACAUGAAGACUCAACAACCAGGGACACAAAAUUUCUCUGAGGUCCCGGACAUCAUUAAGGCUCAGAAAGGCAGUCUUGAGUUGGAGGACAUAAAAAGAACAACUCAAAUUCAUACAGAAAACACAGGAGGGGACAAGAAGGGGAGCAGAUGUUACACCUUGUCUUUAGUGUGUAUGUUGCUACUGUGCGUUCUCCUGCUGACUGCCAUCAUUGUGCUGUGGACAAAAUUCACCACAUUGAAUACAGAGAACGACCAGUUACAGACCAUUUACAACAAGCUGACUGUAGAGAAAGACCAGUUACAGACCAGUUACCUCAACCUGACUAUAGAGAGAAACCAGUUACAGACCCGUUACAACAACCUGACUAUAGAGAGAGACCAGUUACAGAAUGAGAAAGACAGACUUCAGCGCAAGCUGCUUGAUAUAGAUAAUAAUACCAGUCUUGGAUGGGUUUACUUCAGCUCCAGCUUUUACUAUAUCUCUUAUAAUGAAAGAUACUGGACUGAGAGCAGGAAAGACUGCAAAAACAGAAAUGCAGACCUCGUGAUUAUAAACAGCACAGAGGAACAGAACUUCAUCAAUAAUCUCCUGGGCAAAAAUGGAAUAGGUUGGAUUGGUCUCACUGACGAAGAUAAAGAGGGAGUGUGGAAAUGGGUGGACAAUACAUCACUGACCACUGGGUACUGGCGUUCUGGGGAACCAAACAAUUACUCUGGUGAGGACUAUGCUCAGAUUUAUAAGCCUGAUAGCAUACAAAGUUGGAUUGACCAACGUAGCUCUGUAAGUGCACGGUGGAUCUGUGAGAAAAAAUUUUAAUCUGUUUAGUAAAAAGUCAGACUGAAUGAUUAAAAAAAAUUAAUGAGUUAAGGCAAGCUGCUCACCCGAGCUACUUGUAGUCAGCAAUUAAUUAUUAAUUAAUUUUUUUUUUCUUUCUUGCAUUUCUAAAAAUUUAAAAACUGCAAAAUUACAGCUGCUUGAAGUCUUCUUAGUCAGUAAUUUCUUUUGUUUAUUUAUAAUGUUUAUUUAUAUUGUUUUUUUCUAAUGUAAUGGCAUGUCAUGAAUUACUGAAAUGAACAAUACAUGAAGGUGCUAAAUGUUUCUUGAGAAGUCUGUUUCACCAUGCUCUGCUUUUGCUUUUGAGUUACUUCAAAUAAUAAUGAUGUAUUUGUUCAUUUAAUGUCUGCUUCUGCAAAGAAAACAUAACUAUGGUUUAAAUGAAAAGCAGACUUUAAGCGUCAAGUACUGGAAGUGCAAAUAAAAACAUUUUGCAUGACAUACAUAUUUUGCCAAAAAUAUUGGGUCACCUGGUCAUAAGUACAGUAGCAUUGGAGCAUUGCAUUCCACAUUUAAUCUCAAUUUGCUCUUAUAAUUCUCUCCACUCUUCUGAAGGUCUUAAUGUAGGUCAGGUCUUGAUGUAGGUAAGGAGACCUGGGUUUCAGUCAGCAUUCACAUUAAUCCCAAAGGUGUUCAGAAGGUAAGAAAUCAGACCUCUAUAGCAGGCC
This is a messenger RNA of Silurus meridionalis, 3807 nucleotides long. RefSeq names its product CD209 antigen-like protein E. The record is from RefSeq and is a predicted model, not a curated record. The coding region runs from base 2156 to 3121 and encodes 321 amino acids. The transcript has 7 exons. Lineage: Eukaryota; Metazoa; Chordata; Actinopteri; Siluriformes; Siluridae.